AUGUCUGGUACAUCAAGCCUCCUUGCUAGGAUGCUUGACUCUGGCCGCUACUCUGAUCUUACUAUCAAAUGUGGUAAUAAAGUGUUUAAAGUCCAUCGAAAUGUAGUGUGUCUACAAUCAAGGCCUCUCGCCGCUCAUGUGGAUGGUGCAUUUUUGGAGGCUUUGACCGGCGAAAUCAAUCUGCCAGACGACCAUCCAGCAAUUUUCGAAAGAAUUAUCAAGUUCCUCUACACGGGAGAUUUCGAUGCUACACCUUCCACUGACGAAACCGUCAAAGAAGCGUCAAGUGAACAUGUCAAGGAGCCUCUAAUUGAAGCAUUCGAUGAGAAUUCACCUGUGCUCGUCAAGGAAACCGUUUAUGAAGCAGUUGAUGAACCCCUGGAAAUCUUGACAAUUUGCACACGCGUUUUCACCAUGGCGGAAAAAUAUGAUAUUCCAGAAUUGAAGGUACUCGCUAAAACAAAGUUCGAAGAAGCCGUAUCUACUGAAUGGAAUACUGCUUCACUCUCAGCUAGCCUAUGGCUUAUGUACGAUGAACUUCCGGAGUCCGAUCGCCUGCUCAAAGAUAUUGCUAUUCAAGCUGCUGCUAGUCAUGUUAACGAACUGGUUGACAGAGGGGAAUUCGCAGCAUUGUGUAAGGAGAAUGGGGAUAUCGCAUUUGAUGUUCUCAAGGCUUCUCUACAUGUGUCAACGCAUUCUGGAAAAACAUGUCCAUAUUGUGAUAUGGAGUAUGAAAACCGCGUUUUAAAACGAAAAAAAGAAAAAUAUUAUUGUAAUAAUUGCAACAACUACUUUCGAUAA
This is a messenger RNA of Botrytis fragariae, 801 nucleotides long. Its product is annotated as putative btb poz domain protein. Gene Ontology annotation, molecular function: protein binding. The record is from RefSeq and is a predicted model, not a curated record. Lineage: Eukaryota; Fungi; Ascomycota; Leotiomycetes; Helotiales; Sclerotiniaceae. Bases 1 to 801 code for a protein of 266 amino acids. The transcript is spliced from 3 exons.